AUGCCUCCCAAGGAAGAGGAUGGCACACAACGGUCAUUUACAUUUAUCACCGGCAACCCGAGAAGCAAGCAGAACAUCACCCAGAUACGCCGGCAUGCCGGUCAGAAUUCUGGUCACAAAGCAGCGCUCCAGUGGCCCACGUCCUCCGCGGAUACGGUGAUUUCUUCUGGAAGUAGCCCUACCCCAACCUCUUACACCUGGAGUCCCAGGCAAUAUGCACCAUCCAGGCCUUCAUCAGCUGACGAGACUUACGACUCCUUCAUAGCGUCACAGUCCAGAGCCCAACAGCGUGAUGUAUGGUUAUCGCAAGGCCCUUUCUCAUCCUCCCCAAGGCAUCGCCUUGACCUAGCAACCUCUUCGAUUGACCCUGAUACCUCCAAUCUCCUACAAUCGACUCAUGUAUACCAACAACAACAAGCAGAAUCUUGGUCGUCCCCAGGAGCGUCGCUGUUGGCCGGGAUAGAUAAGACUGACCCUCAGGAUACAUCGGCUAGAUCAAUGGACAGAUCCGGAGCCCAUAUAUUUCAACGAGUGGUCGAUCGGGGUCCAGCGCUGCCAAACCCGCCAGUAAUAGAACCAUCUUCACCUCCUCCCACCACCAUUUUAGCAAGUCCACAGCGACACAAGCUAACAAUCCAAGAAUUGGUUAACAAGUCUGGACCAGAAGAGCCUUGUGGAGGAAGAGUGACUCCAGAGACUCAACGUAACGGCAUUCAGUCUCCACAAGAUGGUGGCUCGCCGUUGUCCGAGUCCAGUGGUCUGCAGAAAGCGUACGAAUUCCGAGCACCUUAUACUUUGCAUAAUGUAACUCGAAUUAGGAGACCUCUCGUGCGACGGAAACACAGUGGCCAGUCCAAGCCAGAAGAGAAGUCCAGGAAGCGACGGAAGCAUUCAGUGGAGUCAGACUCAAACUCAGGCUUACACACAAGUGACUCGGCAAGUCCUCAGCUUGUGAAAGAAAGACAGCCAUGGCAUACCGACAAAUGGAAAUCUACCAUUCCUGCUCCACUUCUACUACCUGCUCCAGCGCUUUCCAAAGAAAAUACAUCAUGA
Molecule: messenger RNA, 1053 nt
Organism: Exophiala bonariae
Lineage: Eukaryota; Fungi; Ascomycota; Eurotiomycetes; Chaetothyriales; Herpotrichiellaceae
Exons: 1
Coding region: 1-1053 (350 amino acids)
Source: RefSeq, a predicted model, not a curated record